Ciona intestinalis (vase tunicate) is the source of this 896-nucleotide messenger RNA. It is a transcript of the gene zicl-1, whose product is annotated as zic-like protein 1. Gene Ontology annotation, cellular component: nucleus. Lineage: Eukaryota; Metazoa; Chordata; Ascidiacea; Phlebobranchia; Cionidae. Gene Ontology annotation, biological process: regulation of transcription by RNA polymerase II. Gene Ontology annotation, molecular function: DNA-binding transcription factor activity, RNA polymerase II-specific; RNA polymerase II cis-regulatory region sequence-specific DNA binding. The record is from RefSeq and is a predicted model, not a curated record.
AUAUUUCACGACAUGCACGAGUUGGUAAACCACGUGACACGGGAUCACGUGGGUGGUAUGGAUCAAACCGACCACACUUGCUACUGGGAAGAUUGUUCAAGAAAACGCAAAGGUUUUAAAGCGAAGUACAAAUUGGUGAAUCAUAUUCGAGUUCAUACUGGGGAGAAACCAUUUGUUUGCCCUUUUCCUGAUUGUGGAAAAACGUUUGGAAGAAGCGAGAAUUUAAAGAUCCAUCACAGAACACACACAGGUGAACGACCUUUUCCUUGCAAAUUUCCCGGAUGUGAAAGACGGUUUGCAAACAGUUCCGAUCGUAAGAAGCAUAGUUACAUGCACAACACUGAAAAACUUUAUGCGUGUAAGUACGAAGGUUGCGACCGAAGCUACACUCAUCCAAGUUCACUACGUAAGCACAUACGUAUGCACGAAUCCAAAGGUGACGUAAUCGACAACGGUUCCAUUCAUUCUCCCACGAGCUCGUGUGGUUCAGUAGAUGAUGUAGCUCGAGAACAAAACUCCGUUGAAAAUAAUUCCGUUCAAGCAUAUUUACCUCCACGAUUUACGUCAUCACCGAUUCAUGCACCUUUAGCCAUGUAUGAUGCUUCAGAAAGUUUGAAACAAAAGUUUCCACUUGUUGAGAAGCAAGCUAAAUUUACAGAACAUUUUAUAAAUCACGGACAAGAUAUGACAUUAUCUCUACCUCAAAAAAAUUUGAACAUAGCUUUAAAUAAAGAUUGUUACAACGAUUAUUUUUUACCCCAAUACUCGCUUUCUAAUUCAAUUAAACCUGCUUAUCUAGAUGGUCCUUCCUAUUUACCUUCUCGUGUGGUCGCUUAAAUGUUCCGUUCUCGCAUAUGCCUUUAUUGUAACCUAAUAAAUAUAUCGCAUAUAUCCAA